AUGGAUUUCUUGCAUUUAUUCAAGAAGGGGGCGGGGGCGCCCAAGGAGAAGAAGGACGUCGAAGAGGAAACCGUUCAAAAUGAGGGACCCGAGAACGAAGAGGAAGAGCAGGAGACCGAUGAGGAAUUAAUCAAGUCCGUCGAUGCGCGCUACUACACGCCGGACCUCGAUCCAGUCGAGGAGCUCUUCAACCAGCUGCCGCCCAACUUCGACGAGCAGUGGCUCACCAGGGAGAUCAAACGCAGGGAGCGGCAGCGAGAGCUUCUCGCCGCCUCCCUCGCCGACCGUGUCAUCAAAAGCUACGGCGCCUUUGUCCAGGGAAUGUCGCAGGUGCAGCAGGUGGGCUCCGACCUGCACCUGGCGGCGUUCCUGUGCAAGGCCGCCCGGCACAAGCUGGCCGCCAGCAAGAACGCUCUGGGAAGGACUUGCUUCUCCGUCCUCUCCAACUACCGACGCACUUGCAUCACCGAACAGGUGAUCGCAAAGCUGACUACGAUGCAAUCGAUCAUGGACGUGGAGAACCGAGCGCGCGAGGCGGCCGAUUCGGGCGACUUUGCGCGCGCGGUGGAGCUGUGCCUCGAGUGCCGACAGAAGACGAUCAACCUCUCGGCCUUCGUCGCCUCCCGGGGACUGGCCGGGCGCAUCCAGGCCGCCUACUCCUCCGUACAGAAGUCGCUCGACUCUGCCCUUGGCGACUCGUGCCGAGAGUUCGACGCCUCUCGCUACAAACCCGCCGUGCUGGCGUAUCGUCUCAUCGGCAAAGCCGAUCGCCUGCUGGAGCGGCUUCAGCGCCACUGGCUCGCCGCGCUUCACACCGAGUCUCUGGAUGCCCUCCAGCCCUAUAUUCCGGCCAAGGAGGGCCAAGCGCAGCGGACCGCGACGACAGCGGGAGAGGCGCAAGCCGCCAAUUUUCGCGAGCUGUGCAAGACUCUGUCGCAGGACAGCUUGCCGACGUGCCUCACGGACCUCCUGCACCGCCUCACCCUGCUCCUCUUCGCCAUGCACCGGAUGUGCCUCUGGCACAAAAACUAUCCCAUCGACGUCGACAACAGUUCCUAUCUUUCCGAAGUUCACAAUGGUCUCGAGCGGUUCCGGAAAACGCUGUGGACGGAGAUGCAGCGAAAGGUCUCGGCCCUGUUGGCCAUCGCCGACUUUGCCGCCCUUCAGCUGGACCAAUUUUUGCAGAUUUUGUCCGUUCUCGAACAGUUCGCGGAGAUCGGCGACUCGUUCAGCCAGAGCACAUCGCACGGCCUGCUGGCGUCGAUCAAGAAACAGAGCAAGGAAUUCUUCCUUCGCGAACACAAGCGGCGACUCGAGGACUUGCCCGCCAUUUUGGAAGCCGAGACGUGGAUCCGAAUGCCCGUCAACCCCAGCUUCAACGCCUUAGACAUCAAAGAGUUCAAGGAGUUCAUGACGAGAAGCGACAGCGGCAAGGCGGAAGCCAAGAACGCGGGCUUCGAGUGGUACGUCAACCACGGAAGCCCGUUCGCCGGCGUCAACAACGCUGCGGCCGGCGAUCAGUCCGACGCCGAAUCGAACGGUGCUGACGUCUCCCACAACGGCGAGCCCGAUUUGAGUCGAGAUGACGAGGCGGUGAACCCGGCGCUCUAUGCGUCGUACGUGGACGAGGGCGACGGCGCGGCGGCGGCGGCGGCGGAGCUGGACCGGCUACCGACUCCGGGCGAAGAGGGUCCAGUCAUGGCCUCCUCCGGCCUUCGCUUCCUGCAGUACAUCGGCAAAUACCUCCAGCUUAUGUUCCUGCUGCGUCCCAUCUCGUUCGAGAUAUUCGUGGGCGUCACCCAUCUGUUCCAGUACUACGUCUACACCGUCUACUCGUUCUUCGGCAAGGAGAAGGAGGACCCCGACGCCACGGGCAACAACGGCAUCGUCUCCACCAUGUCCAUGGUCGCCGCCGGUGUGAUGGCGGCUACGGGCGGUGAUGCUGCGCAGGAGGUGGUGGUGGUGCCGCGCCACCUGCACCCCUACCUCGCCGCCUGUCUGUCCCGCAUCCGCGCGCAGCUCAUCCACGAGGCCAGUCAGGAGAAGCGCAAGUUCGCCAUCGACGAGGCGCAUCUGUCUGGAGGCGUGGACACGUCCGACGCCAAUGCUGCGGCGCUGGCCGAGAGGGUGGUCGCUGCCGAGACGCUCUCCUUCAUGUACAGCGCACUCAUCGCCGUCAAGAAUCGUCUGCAGAGCCAGCUGCCCAAGGCGCGAGAGCAGUACUGCGUCAAGUUCUACGAGCAGACGGUCGAGAUGCUGCCGCACCUGCAGACGGGCAUCUACAAGUGCGCCGCCACCCACAUGCUCCGCUACGAGGGCUUCCCGACCAAGAUCGCCAGCUGCAAGUGGGACAUCAAAGACCUGGGCAUGGACCACAACUCCUACGUCGACCCCAUGGUCAAAGAAUUCCAACGAUUCAAGGCACAGCUGGAGGGCGUGCGCAAGAGAGGCGGCCUUCCGGGCGGCACCUACAACGCGAUGCUGCAGGCGGCGUGCGGGCACGUGGUGGACGUCCUCAUCGACGGCUUCUCGCGCGUGCGCAAGUGUUCGUUCGAAGGCCGCGGUCUCAUGAAGCUCGACUUCCAGACCCUGCAGUCGAGCUUGAAGAAGAUGCUCGCCCUCAAGGCGAUUCCCGAGGCCGAGCGUUUGGACGCCUUCAUCAGCGCCUUCUACGAGCCGGAGGCGGGUCUGCCCCAGUGGUUCCGAACGCACUACGGCGACUACACCCACAAGCAGCUGCUGGGCCUGGUCAACUCCCUGCCCAUCAAGCGCAAGCAGCGGUCCGAGAUCCUCCAGGUGCUCAGCGAUCUCGAGAAGGAGCGAAGGACCACCCAGCCCACCGCCUGA
Acanthamoeba castellanii str. Neff is the source of this 2847-nucleotide messenger RNA. RefSeq lists its product as uncharacterized. NCBI's taxonomy places the organism in Eukaryota, Discosea, Longamoebia, Acanthamoebidae. Gene Ontology annotation, molecular function: SNARE binding. The record is from RefSeq and is a predicted model, not a curated record. Bases 1 to 2847 code for a protein of 948 amino acids. Gene Ontology annotation, cellular component: EARP complex. Gene Ontology annotation, biological process: retrograde transport, endosome to Golgi; endocytic recycling. The transcript has 16 exons.